AUGGGUCGUCUACCGGAGCCAGUCUUCCGCAACGACCACACCAGUCUCUGCAGUGACUGGUCCAGCAACUUAAAGAAGUACAGCUACUGUUUGCCGAUCUCCGGUCGGAAGGACACACCGUUUUGCGAGACUCCAGACCGCUUGGAUCUGCUCAAUCUUCGCUCCUCCAAGUCGAUAUGCUACGCUAGUGUGCUGCAUAUGCUGCUAGUCGAGGUCUACGAAGAGCUUCAAGCUACUGGGAGCACUCCGUUCCUCGCGUUCGGGUCGCUACUGGGUGCUGUACGUAACAAGGCGUUGAUCCCGUUUACCGAAGACGCCGACAUCGGGUUCGUCGGUGACUUGCAUCACGAGGAAGUGUUGAUAGACGCUCUCCGACGGAAGGGUUAUCACAUGUUUUUCAUGAAUAUUUGGCGAGUAUGCGUUGCCCCAACGCACCCUCUGGCUGGGCUUUUGUACGACCCUGACUUGCCUAUCACCGAGGACUAUGUAGUGCCCUAUUUGGACCUGUACAAGAUGGAGCAGAAGAUAAAUGGCGCGUGGAAUGUGGAAUUCUGGAAAGGAGACCAUGGCCGCGCUCUUCCCGACAGCAAAGUGAAACCUCUCUCGCAGGUGACGAUCAACGGAGUGGAAUUUGACGAUCCCAAAUAUUUUUUGAAGAAGGCAUACGGAUCAGACUACAUGACGCCGAAGCGACGGAGCGGGUAG
Molecule: messenger RNA, 705 nt
Organism: Phytophthora infestans T30-4
Lineage: Eukaryota; Oomycota; Peronosporomycetes; Peronosporales; Peronosporaceae
Exons: 1
Coding region: 1-705 (234 amino acids)
Source: RefSeq, a predicted model, not a curated record